CCGGUAUUGGUCCUCUGUCGGCCUGGAUAUUUUAAAAGGUGUAGAGGAGGGCUAGUUUUGUUUACUGUAACAGGAAUUUCUGGAAUAUCAAUACAAGUGUUAUCAAUGCUAUUUAUAGAUUACUUGAAAGAUGAUAAGGCACAUGAAAAGAUUAUGGACUUUAGAAAAUAGCUUGACAAAGUUUCAUAAACCUGUCAGAUCUCAUUCUGUUAUAGGACAAGCUGUUACUAUUUCACCAUACUUUCAAAAUAAAAGAAAUAUGACUUCUCAUGGCCCUGCCAAGCGACUUGAAGGCAUGCAAGAGAGUGUUUGGGUGGAAUUUAUUCAGUUGGCUCUUGAUUAUAAACCUGUAAAUCUUGGUCAAGGAUUUCCUGAUUUUGCAGCUCCAGCACAUGUAGCAAAAGCACUCAGUGAUGCAGCUAUUGGCCCUAAUGUUCUUCUGAAUCAAUACACAAGAGGGUUUGGUCACCCUAGACUAGUUAAUGCUUUGUCAAAGUUAUAUUCUCAGUUACUGGGAAAAAAUAUCAACCCUCAGAAGGAAAUUCUUGUUACAGUUGGAGCUUAUGAAGCAAUAUAUUGUUCCAUACUUGGCCUUGUAAAUCCUGGAGAUGAAGUUAUCAUUAUUGAACCUUUUUUUGAUUGUUAUGAACCUAUGACGAGAAUGGCUGGGGGUGUUCCUGUCUAUAUUCCUUUGAGACCUGUAAUUUACGGAGCAACUGGCAUGAGUGAAGGGAAAGUGCGUAAGUGGGUCAGAGACUUCAAAGAUGGCCAUCACAAUGUCCAUGAUGAGUCUCACUGCGGUCUCCCAUCUGUGAUUACAGACAAUAUGAUGGUUUCAGUUGAAGCAAAAGUUGAGAACAGAUGCUUCACCAUAAGCACUCUUUCAAACGAUUUCCUGAAGUGUCUAUCCUAG
Stegodyphus dumicola is the source of this 913-nucleotide messenger RNA. It is a transcript of the gene Kyat, whose product is annotated as Kynurenine aminotransferase. The record is from RefSeq and is a predicted model, not a curated record. Gene Ontology annotation, molecular function: L-kynurenine:2-oxoglutarate transaminase activity; pyridoxal phosphate binding. Gene Ontology annotation, cellular component: mitochondrion; cytoplasm. Gene Ontology annotation, biological process: biosynthetic process. NCBI's taxonomy places the organism in Eukaryota, Metazoa, Arthropoda, Arachnida, Araneae, Eresidae.